CCACACAGAGUGAAUCUAUCGUUGGCGAGCACAUGGAGAGGAAGUUUGCUGUGGUGCAGUGGAGUGAAGGGGAGGAUUCUGGGAAGCUCAGUGAAGUAAAAACUGAUACCAUUCGGGGAUAUGAUGAUUCAAAGAUGGACCAGCAUGGGAAUCCCAUAUCCACCUACUCAGCCGUUAUCGAAUGGCGCCAUGGGAAGAAACCACGAGGAGGGUGGCCUCACUACAGAGGCACUGUUGUUUUUGUCAGUGCUACUCGUUUUGAGACAACCCGUAAAUUUAAGUCACUGCUGAAGGAAGAUGAACCUCUAGAGCUGACCAAGAGGGUAUCAGUCCCCCCUCAAAAAUAUCAGGAUGAUUCUGAUAACUCAACUGACACCGAGACUCAGAUUCUGACUCAGUCAUUGCACGUCAAGAAGUCAAAGGCUCUCACAAGGAAGGACCCUGCAGAAGAUUUCCUUGAGAAGUACUGUCAUUCAGAGCCUACUUCAGAUGAUAGAAGUCCGAGAAAGACAAUAUUUGUAUUAAAGCAGGAGAUCAAAGACCUGAAAGAAGAGAAUGCUAAAUUGAAGGAGAUGGUUGUUCAAGAUGUGCCAGAAAUCCUACGGACCAUGAAGAAUAUCCUUGAUUCGGCUGUGCCUCCUAAGAGAUCCAGGUUGGACCUUACCACACCACCGCUGCCCCCCCAAAGUUCCUAUUCUUCAUCGGCAAAUUCAUCGCCAUCCCUCCCCAGAUCUACCCCGCCCAGUUCCAUGUCUGAGUCUGUUACUCCAUCGCUGACGGACUCCCGGUCUUCUAAGGUGGAGAUCCAUCCUGGGACUGGAGUCAUGGUUGAGAAACUGGCGUGGACCUAUGCCCUCAAUGCAAAUUCAGCUACAGUAUUUGUGAGGCAUCUGCUCACAGCAGUCUUCCCACUGGAGAUACUGCUGUUGAGCAAUCUUCGAGGGGGCAAACGAGGCGGAGGAGAUGCUCGUCUACCACUGGACAAAAAAAAAUUGGAUGCCAUUUACAGUGCAACUCUUGAGAGGUGGCCUGGGACCCAGCUCUCCAGCAUCGGAACCACAAUCAAUGGCAAGAUCACAGAGCUCCGGACCAAAAGUAAAAAUGUUGCUGUGUCCACAGCAUCAUCUUAAAUUGUUGUUAAUCUGCUUGUUCAAUCAAUACUAUC
Cololabis saira (Pacific saury) is the source of this 1165-nucleotide messenger RNA. RefSeq lists its product as uncharacterized. The record is from RefSeq and is a predicted model, not a curated record. The coding region runs from base 33 to 1130 and encodes 365 amino acids. The transcript has 7 exons. NCBI's taxonomy places the organism in Eukaryota, Metazoa, Chordata, Actinopteri, Beloniformes, Belonidae. Gene Ontology annotation, molecular function: DNA binding.